AUGAAUUGUGAUUUAAGACAUAUAAUGCUGGACGCAGCAUCUCUCACCAGUCGAACACCAAACGUCAACAUGUUCAGAUUGGUUCUGAUUGGACUUCUGUCUUUGGCCGCGGCGGCCCCCAAGCCGGUGAAAAAUGAUAUCGAAUCAUAUAUGGACCAUAAAUUCGCGGUGAUAGACAAAAAGGCUCGAGAGUUCUGGACAGAGUUUGAAAACACAAUGAAGACGUUCGAGGAGAAAAUGGAGGACUUAGGAAGACGGUUCCCUAAUCCAGUCCUGCAGGAGGGUAUUGAAGGUGGAAAGUACAUAAUAAGGCUAUCAAUACCUGGAUUUAAGGAAGAUGAGAUAAGCGUAGUAGUGAAGAAGCAUAAUAUGGUAGUUGAAGCUCAUCAUGAACGCGGAAACUCUGAGGAUAACUUCAUAAAUGCCAGAUCGCUGCCAAGCAAUGUCGAGGGAGGAGAAUGGUCGUAUGACAACGAUGUCUUGACUAUAGAGUUUACAGUGAAGCAAGAAAACAAUGACGACUAUGAGAAUUAA
This is a messenger RNA of Leptosia nina, 534 nucleotides long. NCBI's taxonomy places the organism in Eukaryota, Metazoa, Arthropoda, Insecta, Lepidoptera, Pieridae. The record is from the annotation of a GenBank genome assembly.